Molecule: messenger RNA, 2161 nt
Organism: Drosophila busckii
Lineage: Eukaryota; Metazoa; Arthropoda; Insecta; Diptera; Drosophilidae
Product: stabilizer of axonemal microtubules 1
Exons: 2
Coding region: 257-1741 (494 amino acids)
Biological process (GO): microtubule anchoring
Cellular component (GO): sperm flagellum; axonemal microtubule; ciliary basal body
Molecular function (GO): microtubule binding
Source: RefSeq, a predicted model, not a curated record
GUGUACAAACUGCAAACAAACUUCAUCGUUGAAUGUUGAAGCAAAAUUAUCAUUUCGUUGUUACGAAUGUGUUAACAAAUACAACAUUUAAUUUCUGUACUCUCGGAGCAAACAAAAUUAUUUCCCUUAACAGCUGUCCAGUUUUGUGGGAAUCCAAAUACGCGGAUACGCCACAAUAACACGGAAAUUAUAUAUCGCGCAUCGUUUGCAUUCACACGAACAAGUUUAACGAGCUUUAGCUACUACAACUACAACCAUGUCUGGCGAUUGCAAUCCAUGCCCCACUUCCUGCGAUCCCUGCCAGGCGCCCGUGGAUUAUCCGCCCUGUCCAGCUGGUGCCCAGUGCCGGCCAUGCGAUUGCGGCGACUAUUCUGGCUGCUGCUACCAGCAGCCAGCGCGCACCUUGCCCAUUAUACCGCAGUCGCACUUUAUGCGCUCCUCGGCGCCGCUUGAUACGGAUACGGUCUAUCGACGCUCAUACUAUGCCAACUGCGGCGACAAUUUGCGGGCGCUUCCAGUGCGUCCUUGCAACCACAUUGCCGCCAAUACGGCGCCCAUGGACAAGUGCACCAUACAAAAGCUAUCAUAUAUGCCUCCGUGCCCGGCCGGACGCACCAUGCCCAUACGUCCAAUGGAGAGCGGCCUGCGCUUCGAGGGUCCCAUUUAUGCAAUGACUUCUCAGAAGCACGACUACGUGCCCAAGGGCAAUGUGAAGCGUGAGCCUUGCCUGCCGCGCGUUGCGAUCUGCACUUCGACGGCGCCCAUGGAGCGCUGCACCAUACAGAAGCUCAGCUAUAUGCCAGUGGAUGUGUGCCAGAAUCCGCCACCGAAGCUCAUACCGCAGAGCUCGCACUACACCAAGCCGUGUGGUCCGAUGGAGCGCUGCACCGUGCAGAAGCUAUCGUAUAUGCCAGUGUGUCUGCCGGCCAGGGAGCCCACACCCUGGGCGGAUAAAGUGCGCUGUGUGCCGCCGCAAUAUCAGAACAUCUGCACCACAUACAAUCUUAGCUACAUGCCCAACUGCAAUGCCGGACGCACUGCUCCUGUUAUGCCCAUGAAUACGCUGCGUUUCCUGGGCAAUGAUCUGGGCGCAUCCAGCACAGUCUACAAGCUCAGCUACAUGCCCGUCGAUGCCUCACGCACCAGGCCCUUGCCGAUUAUGCCGCGCGACACUUUCCGUCGAGCAACUGGACCGUUGGAAAAAUGUACAGUGCAGAAGCUUUCAUACCAACCCAAUUGCACGGAGCGCACGCCGCCCAUACGUCCCAUGGAGAAUGGCUUGCGCUUUGAUGGGCCCAUGUACGCAAUGACUACACAGAAGCACGACUUUGUGCCCAAGCCGCAUGUACGCCGUGCACCCAUUAUGCCGGUUACGGCGUUCUGUCGUCCCAGCGGCGCCAUGGAGCGCUGCACCGUUAACAAGCUUUCGUAUAUGCCGGUGGAUGUGACUUGUUUCCCACGACCGGAUCCGGUGCGUCCGCGCCAAGGCUUCUGCCGCAACGAGGGUCCCAUGGAGAACUGCACCACCUACAAGCUGAGCUACUUGCCCAACUGUGUGCAGCCCAAAGAGCCGCUGCCCUGGGCACGCUACACCUCAUACUGUCGUCCCAAUGCACCCAUUGAGAAGUGCACCAUACAGAAGCUUAGCUAUGGACCGCCAGGUGCCUUUCAACGUUGUGGUGGUCCGUGUGGCUCUGGCCCAGCUGAUGCGGGCUGUUAUCCCAAGGCUGGCAUUUGUUGAUUCGGAAAUACCAUUUGCUUGCUCUAUCUCUUACACACACUCACACACACACACGUGCCGAUCGAGUCGGAUUGUUCAAGUUCCAGUGUUCCUCCAUGUUUCCUGUCGUUUCAAAAUCUUCAAGUCAAAUGGCAACGUCGCGCUUUUAAAUCUGCUCAGCAAGCAGCAAUUAAUGUUACACACCCACACACCCAAGCCCGUUUUAUAUAUAAAUACACACACACACAGAUGCAUGCAUAGAUAUGCAUACCAAUGGGAGAGAACAUCUCUCUCUCUAUACACACAUACAAGCAACCAAACCAGGUGCGUUAAUUGUUGUUGCGUCUUACCGACAAUCAUUAGCAAAAUUAGCAAAUGUGCUCUGUUUAAUUAACGUGUAUUGUUUUAUGUCUUGCUAAAAUUAAAGUACUAGUUAAACCA